Molecule: messenger RNA, 1224 nt
Organism: Nerophis lumbriciformis (worm pipefish)
Lineage: Eukaryota; Metazoa; Chordata; Actinopteri; Syngnathiformes; Syngnathidae
Product: cysteine dioxygenase type 1-like
Biological process (GO): L-cysteine catabolic process
Molecular function (GO): ferrous iron binding; cysteine dioxygenase activity
Source: RefSeq, a predicted model, not a curated record
GCCGUCGAGGUGCACGUCAUCUUUCAAAAAGCAUCUCGUUAAGAUUUCCGCCUGCUGCAAAAAGGUAAAAAAAAAAAAGAUGGAAACACACGGCGAGACGAAGGCCAAGACCCUGGACGAGCUCAUUCAAAUCCUGCAUAAAAUAUUCGCGAGUGACCGCAUCAACGUGGAGGAGGUGCAGGACGUCAUGGAGGCGUACGUGAGCAACAGGGACGACUGGAAGAUGUAUUCCAAGUUUGACAAACUAAGAUACACAAGGAACUUGGUUGACGAAGGCAACGGAAAGUUCAACCUGAUCCUCUUAUGUUGGGGGGAAGGCCAUGGCAGUAGUAUCCACGACCACUCGGACUCCCACUGCUUCAUGAAGAUGCUGCAGGGCGAGCUCAAGGAGACGCUCUUCGACUGGCCCAAAGAGGAGGGAGGCCAGAUGACCGAGAGGUCACACAAGAUCCUGAAGGAGAACACGGUGGCCUACAUAAAUGACUCCAUUGGCCUGCAUCGCGUGGAGAAUGUCAGCCACACCGAGGGCUCGGUCAGUUUGCACCUUUACAGCCCCCCCUUCCAGACGUGUCAGGUCUUUGACCAGCGCACCAGCCACAAGAGCACAGCCCAAAUGACCUUCUGGAGCAAAUAUGGAGAGAGGACUCCAUUUACUACAACAGCAACGAAGGAGAACAACUAAUGCUUUCCAGCAGAGACUCUGUAGUUUUGCUUAUAAAAGGCUUUAUUUUUUUGCCCUGUUUUUACAGAUUUUUAUUAGUUGUUUUUUAAAAAACUGCUGGUGACGAUGCAAAAUUGUUGAAAAAUCAGAGGCUACUGAUAAGUUCAAAAGGACAUCCUGCUGAUUAGGAUGGCUUUAUAGCUGCUUGGCAAUAAUGAGCUGCACAGCAUGACUCUGCAUUCAUUCUCUCUGGGCAGAACCAUGCCCGAGCUGUACAAUUUCACUACGAAAACAUUGCCUUUUUCCGGAGUUUGUUCCUUCUUUAAUGAUAUGUUCCAUAAACGGAUAGAUUGCUAUCCCAAUUUCCCUCGCAGUUGAUGACUUUUCUACUUCUUGUGAAUCGAUGUCACUCAAAAUUGUCUUUAUCUGUUUUAUUUGUAGCUACAUUCACAUACUGAAGGAGUCUUACUGAAGAAAGUAGCACUGAAAGUGACCGCUUAAUUUCUGUUCAAGAAAGAAAUGUGAUGACAAUGAACAAUAAACAUGAUUAUUCGUUCACAGAA